AUGACGACAUUUCGAGCUAUCGUUUCACCGAUUAAAAGUGGUGUUUUUGAGUUAGUUGAAGAAGAUGGCGAAAAAGUCCUUAAAACGAACGAUAAGCACAGUUAUUUUUGUAAUGUAGCAAAAGAAGUCCAAGAUAUGCCUUGUAUUUAUGCCGUUGGAGUAGAUAUUGAUGACGUCACCGAUAAAAUAGAAGAGAAAGUGGAAGAUAAAGAAAAGACUACUGAUUUAGAAAAUGAACAGAAAAGAGUAAUUGAGAUAGAUGGACAUAAAAUGACCUUUGAAGUCUUACCGUUUUAUCUAUGCCAAAGUAUUCCAAAAAGGGAAAUAGUUGAGCAGAGUGGUGGUAAUCCUUUGAGUAAUUACGGAUUGUCUUUAGAAUUUGGAUCGAAUGCGUUUAGUAAGCGACACAAGAAAAGUGAGUUGAUGGCGUCCGUAGGAACUAGUUUAGAGAGUUAUAAUGAGAGCUUGUACCAGACUAAAAGAACUCAAAUCUUACCGGACCAACUGCUACAACAAGUAGAGAUUGUACCACCACAGCACCCAAACCCAACAAAACCAUUAGACAUGUACACUCCUGAUUGUAUUUUAGGAUAUGACCCUUCUUUACUAUUCCAGGACAUUCCUACUUCAGUCAAUUUAAUCGAUCCGGCUGAGUACUUUAAUGUUUCGGAACUAGUUCAGCCGUACUUACAAAAAGUCUGGCCUCGACAACAGCUGGAGUUGAUUUUGAUUAUGGAUGGAUUAGUCCGUAUCUUAACUCUUCAGAACAAGAGUUCAGUAGCUAAUCUGUGUAUGAAAUUGACUCCAAUUCAUAGUGAGUUAAUUAAACGGAUUGUAGAAGCAUUAGCACUAAAGGAUUUACUGACGGCCAGACAAGUUUCUAUGUCGCUCCGAGAAAGAGAGAUAGUCUUUGCCCGUAUUAUAGUAAUUCUGUUGUUACUGCAGAAUGGCGAGAUUAUCAUUGGCGAGACAAUGCCAAUUCUAAAGCUGAUUUCAGCAGCCAACGUUCCUAGGGUGAUGCGAGCUCUUGGGUGCACUACCAAAGCCAGUAAGAACGAGCCCGGCAAAUACCUUCUCACUGGAGUGACCAAGAAGAAACAAUAA
Molecule: messenger RNA, 1104 nt
Organism: Nematocida homosporus
Lineage: Eukaryota; Fungi; Microsporidia
Exons: 1
Coding region: 1-1104 (367 amino acids)
Source: RefSeq, a predicted model, not a curated record